Gadus chalcogrammus (walleye pollock) is the source of this 34472-nucleotide messenger RNA. RefSeq names its product spectrin repeat containing, nuclear envelope 2b (gene syne2b). The record is from RefSeq and is a predicted model, not a curated record. Gene Ontology annotation, molecular function: protein binding. Lineage: Eukaryota; Metazoa; Chordata; Actinopteri; Gadiformes; Gadidae. Bases 26 to 32284 code for a protein of 10752 amino acids. The transcript is spliced from 105 exons. Gene Ontology annotation, cellular component: membrane.
UCUUGCCCUGUAGGAAGUGGUGGGGAUGCUGAGUAGCCUGGGAGCCAGGAGAGACCGCAGCCAAAGCCCUACAGAGGACCGGACUCCCCAACCGAAGACCUUCGUGGCGCACGAGGGCGAGCCGGUGGAGAAGAGAGCCAGGGUGCUCUCCGUUGCUCCCCCUUUGACCCAGCAGAAGGCUCCUGAACCCCGGGCCGAGCCCAGAGGACUACAGCAGCAGCAGGUCCCAACAAUAGUGGUCCAGGAAUACAGAGAGAAGGCGAAGCUGAGCUCCCCACCGCUGCCAUACUCCUACGCCCAGGCCGUGACUCAGAGCAGACCUGAUUCGGCACUAUCUCAGGAGUCCUACCGGGAUUCUAUGCAGGAGCUUGAAGAGAGACGGAUUGAGGCUCAGGAACAAGCAUGGGCUCAACAGAAACACGAACAAGAGCAACAGUUCAGAUGGCAAGAGCAACAACAGCUGGAACAGCAGCUCAAGCAACAACAACAACAGCAACUACAUCAACAACAACAGCAACAGCAAUUAAAGCAACAACAACAACAGCAACUACAGCAACAACAACAGCAACUACAGCAACAACAGCAGCUAGAGCAACAACAACAACAACAACAACAGCAACUACAGCAGCAACAACAGCAGCAACACCAACAACAACAGCAACACCAACAACAACAGCAACAGCGACAGCAACAACAACAGCAUCAUCAACAACCACAGCAACAGCAAAAACAACAGCACAGACAACCCCAAAGACAACAAAAGUUUCCACAACAGAUGGAGCAGCAGGAUGUCCCCCAGCAGAAACCGCCAGUUCACCCAGAGGCGCCGGUCCAGAAGCACAUGGGGGCUCGGGCCAAGGAGCUCCCAGAGGCCACGCCCCAGCCGCCUAGGCAGCCAGAAGAGCAGAAGAAGCCUCUCAGCCAGAAGGAGCUCCAAAGCAGAAAGGCUCAGGGUAGGAAGAACCGCCCGUGGCUCCAGAAGAAGCCUUUAGAUGAACAGGAUGCAGCAGUAGUGUCAGACCAGGCCCGGACGGCCCAGGAAAUCCCGUCCACCGAUCUUCCAAUUAAAUCCCCCUCUUCCCCUCCGACUGAGGCACCUCCUUCUGCCCAGGCUCCGGCUCAGGUCCAUGUGCCCGCUCCAGCCCUGGUUUUCCCUUCGACCCAGGCGUCUUCUUCACCACAACCGGCUACCUCGGCCCAGGUUCAAACGCAUCCGGAGAAAGACUCCGGGUCCCUGGCUCCGGUUCCGGUGGAUUCACAGCUCAAAAGAGCACAAACGGCCCAGCUGGAGCCACAAGCCAAAACCAUGAAGCAAACAAAACCAGAACAGACAAAACAGCAGCAAAGGCAGCCACAACAGAAGCAGCCUGCACAACAACCCCAACCACAAAAACAACCACAGCAGGCUAAGAAAGAUGCUCAACCACAGCCAGCUGCCACAGCUAAAGUACAGACUACGGUGCAAGGCCCAAGACCACAGUCCGAGACCCAGCAUCCAAGGGGUGAACAGGCCCAACCACAAGCUGAUAUUCAUUCUCAAUCUCAGCCAAGUGCCCCCGCCCAAGUGAAAACAUCAAGCCCAGCCCCGCCCCAGGUGCAACCUCAACAACUUCAACUGCAAGGUCAAACACAGCCACCUCGGAGCCCCAUACAGUCUCUCUUGCCUACCCAAAUGGAGAUUCAGGCCCAGAGUCAACUACAGUCUCAUACAUGGUCCCAAGGAAGACCUCAGACUUCACUGCCUCUCCCAGGACAGCCUCAAGCUCCAAGCCAAGCCCAUGCUAUGGUCCAGGGCCAGACGUUGGCUCAAAUCAGGCCAACUUCCCCCAUGCAGGGUCAACUUCCAGGCUAUAUUCAGCCUCCAAUACCAUCUCACAUCCAGAUGCGCAGUCAGCAUCAGUCAUGGGCUCCAGUCAGGCCUCCCUCCCCUCUGCCUCCCAAGGCGCCCAUGCAGGCCGAGACACCAGCCCAUGGCCAACACGUUCAGCAGGCUCCAUCUCACCCUCAACCUGUCAUGCAACCUCCUUCUCAUAUCCCUCCCACUGCUCAGACACUAUCCCACGUCCAAACGGUGACUCAACAGAAAACUGAUGCACCUAGAAUGCAUCCUCAGGCGCCUCAACAGCAGGUUCACAUUGGCCCGAGCCCACAGGCUUGGGCUCCAAUCAGAGUACCAUCUCCAAUGCAGACACAUUCUCCAGUGCCGCAUCCUCCAUUUUCUCAAUCUCCAGUGCUGCCUCAGAUUUACCCGGCUGGAUAUCCCCAAAGUCAAUCUCCACAACAGCAGUGGGUCCCAAGACAGGAGCAACAGAUUCAGGGUUAUUCACAGCAGGGGCAGCCUCUUCCCCAAGCCUUCCAGGAGAACACGGUUCAGCCCAUUCUACCUCCUCAGGUGUAUCCUACAGCCCCGCCACAGCAAUGGGCCCCGUUCCAGCCUCAACAAGGGCCCCAUCAGGGACACCCUGGCUACCCUCCCUAUCCAGCACAGCAUCCUCAACAACAGUCUCAGCCACAACCACAAACACAGCCAUGGGCCCACUCCCAGGGACAGACGAUUCCCCAGAGGCCGAUGCAACAGCCACUGACGAGAGCGUACAAUCUGAGUCAAACGCAGACACAAGUUCAGCACAUUCAGCAAGAACCUUGGAUUCAACUUCAGCCACCAGCCCAACCCCACUCACAGUUCCAGCCUCAAUCCCCCCUUCAACCUUGGUAUCCACCAGGACAACCUGAACGCCAAGCGCAGUCUCACCCUCAGACUGAGCCCCCGAGCCAUCAGUCUCACCGGGAGCCACAUCAGGCUUCCCACAUCCACCGGCCUCAGCCUCUGCAGCAGGCCCCCGUUCAGCCUCAGAAACAGUUACAGACCCCCCCACAGCCACCUCAGCUGCAACACCCGCUGCCCCAACUGCAGGCCCAGGUGAUCCCCCAACCCACAACCCAGACUCGGACGACCAUUCAAACCAAAGUUAUGACACAGUCAACUGUACAGGCCACACCUGUACCCCAGCCAACUGGUCAACCCAAAGCCCAGACACAGUCCACACCACAACCUAGUCCUAGCCAGGCCCAGACAAUUCCUCAAACUCUGAGCCAGAAACAGCAAACACCCAAUGUCCAGAAACAGAGAGAGCCCCAAACCACAGCCCUGCCAACUGUACAGUCUACAUAUGUGGCCCAGCACACUGGACAACCCUGGCCACAGGUCCAAGUCCAGGUACCGACAGUGCCACAGACAAAAUCCCAGACCCUGCCAACUGGAGAUGCUGAAGGUCCGAUGCAGAUGGGUCCAAAAACCACAGCCCUGCCAACUGCACAGUCUACAUCUGUUACUCAACAGAUUGGACAACCCAAAGUCCAGAUCCAGACGGUGCCGCAAACCUCAUCCCAGACCCUGCCAGCUGUCCAGCAUGUAACAGAGGCCCAGCCAACUGUGCAGCCUACCACACCAUCCCAGCUCCUUGGCCAACCAAAAGCCCCCACACAGGUUGCAGUACAGACCAUACCCCUGCCGACUGCACAUACUAUGGUUCAGUCACAGCCAGCUGUAGUCCCCACCGCACUGGCCCAGCCCAGCAGUCCCCCCAGGACCCAGGCCCACCACACUGUAGCGUCCACAGCCAUGGCGGAGCCACCACCGCGACCUAAAGUCCUCCAUCCCACGCCCCAGAUCCUCGCCCUGCCCCAGACUCUGGGGGACUCUCCAGAACUCCGCAUCAAACCUCAGGCACUGGUCCAGGCGACGCCCCAGGCUUACACCGAGGCCUACGCCAAGGCCCAGGCCCUCGCCAGGAACGGCUUUGAGGACGCCAAGCACUGCCUGCAGCAGCACAUCCUGGAGGCCAUCAACGUCUUCACGGACAAACGUCUGUCCAGGGAACCAGCAUCGUCCAAAGAGGAGUCUCUGAGGACCCUGGACCCCGACCUGCUGGAGGGGUUCCUCAGGGCUGCCGAGAGCAUGGAGGCCUUCUGCACCCCCUCCCAGCUCCAGGACAUGGAGCUGUUCACCCAGUCGGUCCAGAUGCAGUGGGAGGAGUGCUUCUCGGCGCAGGGCAGCGCGGCCCAGGCGGGGGGGCACCUGGAGGCCCUCAGGGAGCUCUGUGGGACCCUGAGCCCGGAGGACUCCCACCGCCUCGCCCAGGCCCAGCUGAGGGAGUGUGAGACGAGGCUGGCUGCCAUCCAGAGGCAGUUCAGCGGGGAGGCGGACCCCCCGGCGCCGACGCAGACCCCCGAGACCGGAAUUCCCACCAAACCCAGUCAGGACGCAGUCCCACAGCGGGAGACCAGUAGCGCCCGAUCAGCGGGCCCAGCUGAGGCGUCCAACGUGAUGGUGAAGAUGAGUAGUGAGGAGAGGAGUGAGAUGGAGAGGCAGCCCUCGGUAGAGGAAGACCUGGUGCAGAGGGAGCUUUCAGAAAGAUACGAGAACUCAAAGAAGUCUUUGCUCGCUCAGAUGGCCAAAAACGAACAGAUCCUCCAGGAGCUGUCCGGGGAUUCUGUCUCCCUGAAAGGCCUGCACACUCGUCUCCAGGAAAUACAGUUACUGAGGCAAGAGACGGAGGCGCUGUGGUCGGAGUUCUCCACCCAGUGCCCCCAGCAGGGCACCGCCAGGCCCGGGGCGGAGCAGGAGAGGGCGGAGCAGGAGAGGGCGGAGCUCCGCGAGCGCUGGCGCGCCCAGCUGGUGGAGCUCCAGCGGCGGGGGGGCGCGCUGGGCGGCGCGCUGCGGCAGAUCGACUCCACCCAGAACCACAUGGUGGACUUCAUCGACCGGCUGGACCGCUACCUCCGUCAGCCCAAGGACGUCUCCGCCUUCACCCUGGCCAGCAGCACCGUCGGCGACAUCAAGGAGCUGGACGACAGCAUCCAGAGCGAGCUGGACCAGCUGUCGCGCCUGGACCCGGUGGACUCCAGCAGCCUGGCCUCGCUGUCCCAGGAGGUGGCCUCGCACCGGGCCAGCCUGGACCAGCUCCGGCAGCAGGUGCGCAAGAGCGAGGCGGCGGCGCGUGCGCUGGACCGCUUCCUCAUGUCCCUGCGCAGCGUGGAGCAGGACGUGGCCGGGGUGCAGUCGGCGCCCUGCAGCGACCCCGCCCUGCUGCAGGAGGCCCGGGCCAGGCUGGGGCUCAGCCGGCAGAGCGUGGGCAGCCUGCGGGACAAGGCCCCCCAGCUGGACGUGCUGCUGCAGGGGGCCCGGCUGGUGGUGACCCGGGACGGGGCGCCGGCCUCCUGCCUGGACAUGGUGCUGGUGCUGCAGGGCCGGCUGGAGGAGGCGGACCGCCAGGUGAGCGGCCAGCAGCGGAGCCUCCACCGAGAGGCGGAGUCCCGGUCGCUGGGCCUGAGGGGGCGGAGCCUGCUGGGCGAGAUGAGGCGGCUGACGGAGGCGGCGGAGAAGCAGGGGCUGAAGGAGCCCAACGUGCCCGCAGUGCAGCACAGGCUGAGGGCUCUGUCGGACCUGGAGGUCCAGCUGAAGACCCAGCGCUCAGAGCUCCAGACCCUGACCGACCUCCACGGAGAAGGGGGAGGAGCAGAGGAGCAGCUGCAGCCUCUGAAGGCCCAGUGGGAGGAGACGCAGGCCGCCGUGACGGACAGGCUGGAGGAGUGCAACACCCUGAUGGAACUGCUGAAGAAGUUCCAGGGUUGCCGCGGUUACGUGAGCAGCACCAUGCAAAAGGCGGAGCAGGUGAUGGGAGAGCAGGCGUCCUACAUGGGCAAGGAAAACCUGCAGAGGCUCAUCGCCAAGGUCCACGACAUCAAGGAGGACCUGCGGGGCGUGGGCGUGCGUAUGGAGGAGGUCCGGGUUGUCUCCAGGCAGCUGACGGCCCACCUCAAGAAGAUGCCCGACUGCAGCGAGGCCCCGUUCGAGGCCGAGUCCGACGCGCUGAUGGACGGCUGGCUGGACGUGACGGAGAAGAGCGAGUCGUACAUGGACAACCUGCAGGUGGCGCUAGAGCAGUGGGAGAGGCAGCUGGGGCUGGGGGCGGAGGUGGAGGCCUGGGCGGCGGCCAAGCUGGCCGUGUUCGCUGAGAGCCACCCCUUCCACAGCGAGCAGCAGGUCCUGGAAAUGAGGGAUGAGAUCCAGAGCCACGAAGAGAACAUUGAGCGUUUCCAUAAGAAGUCGGUGGAGAUCCAGGAGAUGCUGCAGAGCCAGGAUCCCCCGCUGGAGCUACAGGUGGUGGAGACCCAGCUGAGGAAGAGGAUGGAGCAGGUGCAGGAGCUGUUCAGUGACAGCACCGACGUCUUUGAGGAGCUGAUGGCCGUGAAGAAACACCUGGCUGAGAAGAUCCAGGAGUGCGCUGCCGCCGUGGAGAACAUCCAGACCUCCGUCAACAACGUCUCCACCUCGGAGCCCCGGGCCAACACCCUACUACAGGAUCUGAGUGAGGACCUGGACUUCCAGGAGGAGAAGGCCCAGGGGGUGGUGAGGGAGCUGGACCUGAUCUCCAGCGUGGCCAGCCCCGAGGCCCUGGAGCCCCUGACCCAGGACGCCUACCGCCUCAAACACGCCUUCUCCCUCGGCAGAGAGCUCAUCCAGAGGAGGAGAGACGACCAGGGGAAGGACCUGGCUACCGCCAUCAGAGACGACAACCAGAGGUUUGAUGAGUUCUUCCAGGACCUCCAGCUGUCAAUCAACGAGUGCUUCGAGAAUCCGGAGAGUCGUGAGGAUGUGGAGACAUCCCUCAACAGACUGACGGGUUUCCUGGAGGCCAGGGAGAGCGAGCGACGGCUGGCCCAGCUGAGAGAGCGUCUGGAUGGGGGCAGGGAGCAGAUCCCCCCCCCUGUCCUGGAGGAGCUCACCUCCUGGCUGGAGGAGCAGCAGAAGGAGGUGUCCACCUUCGCAACCCACUGCAGCAACCGCCAGCAGCAGAUGCAGAGCACCCUCAACACGUUCAAGAGUCUUCAGGAGCAGUAUGAUGCGUUCCAACAGUGGCUGAAGAACAAGGAGGAAGACUCUGUGGAAUCAGACCAAGUCAGCCGUCUGCUCAAAGACCUCCAAGACCAGAGGGGGAGAGCCGAGUCCCUGGAGGAGCUCCUGUCGGCGGUGCGCCGGCAGGGCGUGAGGGCCGACGGUCUGCUGAAGGACGGAGACAACCUGCUCCAGCGCUGCCGCAACCUGGAGACCCGGCUCGGGGACCAGCAGAGCCAGGCCCGCAGGGACCUGGAGGGGCAGCGGGAGGACUUCCACACCCAGGCUGAGAGCACCCAGACCUGGAUCAGAGACCUGGCUGAAGGCCUGGCCUCGCCCCACAUCCAGGGACAACACCAGGAGGUCAAACUGGCAGCACAGGCGGUGCUCGUCUCCAGGCCCGACGGAGACGCUCAGGUGGACGACCUGAGACGGCGAGGGCAGAGCGUGUGUAAGUGUGAGGACCUGGAGGAGGGCAGGAGGAGGGAGGUGCAGCAGACGGUCGAGGCGACGGCCGAGCAGUGGAGGAGCGUUCUCCAGAGGGCGGAGGAGUCCCUCCACAGAGCCGAGACCCAGGCGGCCGUAGAGGAGAACCUCAACGACUUCAAGAGCCAGAAGGAGAGCGUCCUGUCCUGGGUCCGACAGCAGGCCCAGACCCUGAGGUCUGUCGGAGGUCACAUGACCUUUGAGGAAAGGCUGCAAAUCCCUCGGAACAUCCUGGCCUCCAAGCCCGCCGGAGACGCCAAACUCCAGGAGCUCCGGAAGCAAGCCGGGACCCUGUGCGGGAACGCGGAGCCGGAGGAGAGCGUCAGGCGGCAGGAGGUCCAGCAGAGCCUCCGGGAGGUGGAGACCCAGUGGGCGGGGGUCCUGCGGGGGGCCGGGGAGGCGGAGAGGAGCGCCCUCUCCGAGGACUUCCACCUGCAGAAGAACCGGACGCUGGCGUGGGUGGCGGAGAGGCAGCGGGCGCUGGACGCGCUGGGAAGGCACGCGCCCGCCGAGCAGAGGCGCCUCGCCGCGAAGGACGUGCUGGGCUCCAGACCCGAAGGGGACCGGCAGGUGAACAACCUGAGGAGGGGCGGUCAGGGUCUGUGUGGACGGCUGGAGCAGGAGGACCGCACGAGGAGGGAGGAGGUGCAGCAGGCCGUGCAGGAGGCGGAGGAGCGCUGGAGGCUGGUCCUGACCGGCGCCACACAGAGCCUGGAGGAGGCUGAGGCCCAGGUUGCCCUGGAAACGGAGAAGAGGGACGGGGAGCUCAGAGAAUUCAACACUCAAAACCAAGAGGCCACCAUGUGGAUUGGAGCACUGCAACGGAAGCUCACAACUUUAGCAGAACAAACCGAUGCUGAGGACAGACUUCACAGUGCACAGACCAUCCUGAGCGUCAAACAAGAGGGAGAAGCCAAGAUGGCAGCACUUCAGAGCCGUGUCAAUGACCUGUGUGAGAAUGAGGACCUAGAGGAGAGCAGGAGAGAGGAGGUUCAGCAAAGCCUGCGGGACAAGAAAGAACAGUGGCGGUUGCUCCUGGAGUCAGCCAAACGGGCCGUGGAAGAGGGGGAGAAGCAGUGUGCUCUGGAAGGGCUCCUUAGAGACGUCCGUGCCCAGAGAAAGAGCACUAUGGCCUGGCUGGAAGACAAGCAGCAGGCCCUUCUCACCCUGGACCGGACGGAUCUAGAGAAGUCUAUGAACACUGCGCAGGCCGUUCUGGGCUCCAAGCCCGAGGGAGACGGCAAGGUGGACGAUCUGAGAAGACGAGGGCAGAGCGUGUGUGAUCGUGAGGACCUGAAGGAGAGCAGCAGGAAGGAGGUGCAGCAGGCCGUGAGGGAGGCGGCGGAGCAGUGGAGCAGCGUUCUGGAGAAGGCGGAGGAGGUCCUCCACAGGGCUGAGCUCCAGUCCUCCCUCUCCAGGGAGCUGCAGGCGUUCAGCGGCCAGGCAGAGAGUGCUGGGGCCUGGCUGAAGGAGCUCCGGCAGCAGGCCGCCCCGCUGGAGACCCAGGGGACCCAGGGCAACCAGGAGCAGAUAGAGAGCAGGCUCAAAGCAGCGCAGACGAUCCUUGGCUCCAGGUCGAGGGCCAAGGGCUUCCUGUCAGACCUGAGCAGAGGAGCUCAGAGUCUGAGUCAGCGUGAGGACCUGGAGGAGAGCAGGAGGACGGAGGUGCAGCAGACGGUCAGGCAGACAGAGGAGCAGUGGAGGUCCCUCCUGAAGACUGCUGAGGGGGCGCAGAGAGAGCUGAAGGCGGUGACGGACCUCGUGGUGUCCUGUGAGUUCCAGCGCUGCCAGGCUCAGGGGCGCCUGGCCGAGCUCCAGAGGCAGAGCUCCGCCCUGCCGCGGCUCUUCCCCUGGCCGGGCUUGGGGGACCGGCGGCAGGCGGCCGAGGACGUCAGGGCCCUCCUGGAACGCACCAGGGACCAGGGGCCCGUCCUCAGAGCCCUGCGGAGACAGGCGGAGGAGGUGUUUGAGACGACCCAGGACCCCACCUGGAGAGACCCUACCUGGGCCGGGAUGGAGGAGUGCCUCCCUGGCCUGCUGUCAGAGCUGACUGAGGCGGGAGCUGACCUGGAGCUGGGCAUCCUGACGGAGCGCCAGUUCACCCAGCUGGUGGAGCAGCACGGGGCGGCCCAGGACUGGCUCCGCGAGCAGGUCAAGGUCCUGGGACCCCCGCCCGCCGACCGACAGGGUCUGCACAGCACCGCCAACACGCUGAAGGCUCUCCUGCAGACGGUGGGCCGCGAGGAGCGGGAGAUGAAGGAGCUGGACCCCCUCCGCGACCGCCUCACGGCCCUGUGCACGCCGGGGGGCCGCGACUCCCUCAGCCUGGAGGUGCGCCACCUCCACGAGCUCCGCACCACCUCGGAGCAGGAGGUGCGGGAGCGGCUGGCGGUGUGCGAGGCCCGCCUGGGGGAGCUGGGGCAGGAGGCGGGCCGCCGGGGCCGGGCCCUGAAGGAGCGGGGCUCGGCGCUGCAGUGGGAGCUGCGGUCCCUGGACCAGGCGCUCUGCUACAGCGAGCCCCAGAACCACAUCGCCCAGCUGCAGCAGCACUGGACCAGCCUCCAGAAAUGUCAGGGGUCGCUUGAAGGCCUGGGGAUCAAAGUUCAUGAGCUGUACCAGGAAGUGAAAAGCGUCGCCGGGACAACAGAGGAGAUGCCGUCCGAGGCGAUCACCAUGGUUGAGUCGCUGAAACAGCAGAACGACGAUCUGAGGUCCAGGCUGAAAGAACGGCAGGAUUCCUGCACAAAGCACACCAGCUGCUGCUCCUCUGAUUGCCUAAGGGCACUGCAGCAAUGGAAUCUCACCAAGCCUUCAACAGACUCUCCCACCUCUGUAAAGGCAUCUCUAGAGGAGGGGGAGAAACUGCAGCAUAGCCUGCGGGAGGCGCUAUCGCACAGGCAGUUCCUGGUUGCCUCUUUGAAGGUGGGCGAGGCAGAGCGACUGGAGAGAGAGAGCUCAGAGGCUCUCCAAGCAGCAGUCACUAAGUCUUCGACCUUGACCCAGAGCUUAAAGGGGCUUGAAGACAAGAAGAAACACAAGCUGCAAGCCCCUCAGGCCCCUGAGGUCCGUCCAGCUAGAGUGGAGGACGUAGAAAUACCAGUAACGGCACCAUCAGUAGUAGCACCACCACGGACAAUCAGACCCUCUGCAGAGAGGAAGAGCAUCACCGUUUCCCAGAAACAUACGGAACUCCAGGAACCAAUCAUCGAUAAAGAUAAGAGGGAAACCACACACAGCGAAAUUGAAACUUCAGUAUCUGUAGUGCGAGUCACCACAGAGACGACGUACGUCACUGAAGACAGGACACUGACCGCAUCAGAGGCUACAAGUGUGAGUGUACUUUCUGCUGAACCGGCGACUAAGGCUGGGUCCGAAGGAACAAGGAGUACAAAGUCAACUACAACGUCAUCUUCAGUGGAGCCCGUAAUAGUUAGAGCUGAGCCCCAUUUCCCUGUAAUAGUAUGGGAACCGGUUGACACUGCUGUAGGGGGAACAGACAAGUCUGAGCAGGCCAGAAGACAGGAUCUAGACGUUGUUGCUCAGCCUGCUUUACCAGGGUCUAUGCAAACGAAGGAGGAAUUUUUGAUAACGACAUCUGGGUUGUCUAUUUGCCAGACCAAAAUCGCUGUUAAAGAACCACAGCAGUUUCUGGUAACCAGGAGUAAUCAGAGUUUGGCUGUUUCAAAAGAUCCUUCUCAAGCACUGAAUCGGGAACCUAAGGAGAGUCGAGAAGAUUCCACUGAGGGAUUCAAGAUCAAAUCGCAAACCAUCACUGAUGCACAAACUAAGCUGGUAACGAGUGGGAGCAAGUUAGAGACCUCCAUUUCAUCAGGAACCCUUGAUGCAGAACCAAAGGGAACUGAACAUGUACAGUCCACGCAAAAGCUAAAAGCUGAGCAAGCUAAGCCUUCUCCUCCUACAAGAAAGUCCAAAUCUACCAAGACUUCAGACCCAAUCAAAACCGACACUCACGAGCCAAUCACACUGGAACAGGCUGAGGUAAGGACUACAGAUCACCAGGCCCAAGCAAGUGUUACUGCACCAGUUCCUGUGAAGCCUGAACAAGAUCCGACAAAUGCUGAAAGUGAAAAGUCUUCUAUAAUUCCAUAUUCAACCCCAGCACUGUCAGAUACAGCUGUCAUGGAGAAAGCCAUGGUGGUACCAGCCAGGAAAAAGUCAAAAUCUACUGGAUCCCCUAUUAUGCGUGCAACACCUGCACAGUCCAAGCAAACUUCUGAGAGUAAUCUGUCUUCUGUUUCUGUGGUAGACCGAGCUUUGCCUGUACCUACCAAGAAAGUGCAAAGCCCCAGAGUUGACACAACAGCAAAACAACUAACGAAAACCACCAUUAUAACAACUAAAGAAAAGACAGAAAAAACUAAACAUGACCUUUCUAGGGUUGAAACAUCAAAGAACCAAGAUUCAAGCCAAGUUGGGACAGCUAAGGUGGAUGUGUGUGUCUCACAUCUUGUGCCAAGCAGGAGAAGGUCUAGAGAGAUUCCAGAGGACUCUACAGCUUCAGAGCCAGCCUCAGAACUUGCUGUACCUGCUGAUGUUCCAACCAAACUUGCUGAAUCUGAGACCACUGCUGAUGAUCAGACUAAGCUUGUACCAACGAGGAGAAAGUCAAAGACAUCAGUGACAUCUAUGAAACUUGAUGGAGAACCAGAGCAGAAGAUUGCAAGUUCAAAACCUGGCACGCAAACAAGAACCCUUGAGCAAGCUAAGCCUUCACCCACUACAAGAAGGUCAAAAUCCACCAAGGCUUCAGAGCCAAUCAAAACGAACACCAUGAAUAAAGAAGCCAUCACUGUUCGUACUGAACGAGACCCUGCAAGUGCGUCAUUGGUUAAUCCAGAGUCAUUCAUCAGGCCAUCCAUAGCUGCUGAUGUGGAAAAAACAACAUCGGAGCGAACCGGUAGCUUGGGCAAUAAAACUGUUCCUACAACUUUAGAGACAACAUUACCCGUCACUGGACCUGCUGAAGCGAAGAUCAAACCAAUUCAGACUAAAAAGGAAAGUGCAAGGUCUCCUCUCACAGAAGAGUCAAUCACAGGACUGGCCGAGACUGUUGUUGUUUUGGAGGAACCCAUUGUGGUACCUGCCAGGAGAAAGUUAAAACCUGAUGGAUCUCCUAUGACACUGGCUGAUGUAAAACCUGCACAGUCAACAGAAGACUCUGAGUCUCCUCAGCCUUCUCCCAUUGGAAAAGAACAGGCUGCUCUGUCUAAUUCACAAAGUACAACCGUCAACGAAAUUGUAGAGCCACACUCAUUAAAGAAGGUGGCUUUAGUUGUUCUGGAUAUUCCUGCUUUCCAGACAGCGGACACAUGCCCGCAGACAUCAAUCUCUGAGAGAGCAGGCAGUGCUGGAUCGAUAGGGGUUGACAUCACACUGGGACAGGCAUCUAAAAAGUCAGAGCCAACUGUACUUCCUCAACUUUCUCAAAGUCAUAUAAAUGUGCCCCCGUCCCUACUACCUGAGAAACAACAUCCAGAUGUUCCUGAACCUCAGUCCCCAGACCAGACUUCAGCUCUACGGGCCGAAGCAAGUGUUACUGCACCUAUUCCUGUGAAGCCUGAACAAGUUCAGGCCAAUCCUGAAAGUGAAAAAUCUCCUAUAAUUCCAUAUUCAACACCAGCACUGUCAGAAAAAGCUGUCAUGGAGAAAGUCAUGGUGGUACCAGCCAGGAAAAAGUCUAAAUCUUCUGGAUCUCCUAUUAUGCAUUCAACACCUGCACAGUCCAAACAAGAUCCUGCUGUUUCUGUGGUAGACCGAGCUUUGCCUGUACCUACCAAAAAAGUGCAAAGCUCCAAAGUUGAUACAACAGCAAAACAACCAACGAAAACCACCAUGACAACAACUAAAGCAAAGACAGAAAAAAACAAACAGGACCUUUCUAGUGUUGAAACAUCAAAGAACCAAGAUUCAACCCAAGGAGGGACAGCUAAGGUGGACUUUUGUGACUCGCAUCUUGUGCCAAGGAACCGAAGGUCUAGAAAGACUCCAGAGGGCUCUACAGCUUCAGAGCCAGCCUCAGUUGUUGCUAUACCUGCUGAUGUUCCAACAAAGCUGGCUGAAUCUGAGACCACUACUGAUGAUCAGACUAAGCUUGUACCAACGAGGAGAAAGUCAAAGACAUCAGUGACAUCUAUGAAACUUGAUGGAGAACCACAGCAGAAGAUUGCAAGUUCUAAACCUGGCACGCAAACAAGAACCCUUGAGCAAGCUAAGCCUUCACCCACUACAAGAAGGUCAAAAUCCACCAAGGCUUCAGAGCCAAUCAAAACUGACACUAUGAAUAAAGAAGUCAUCACUGUUCGUACUGAACAAGACCCUGCAAAUGUGUCAUUGAUUAAUCCAGAGUCAUUCAUCAGGCCAUCCAUGGCUCCGGAUGUGGAAAAAACAACAUUGGAGCGAACCGGUACCUUGGGCAAUCAAACUGUUUCUCCAACUUUAGAGACAACAUCUCCUGUCACUGGACCUGCUGAAGCGAAGAUCAAACCAAUUCAGACUAAAAAGGAAAGUGCAAGGUCUCCUCUCACAGAAGAGUCAAUCACAGGACUGGCAGAGACUGGUGUUGUUUUGGAGGAACCCGUCGUUGUACCUCCCAGGAGAAAGUUAAAGUGUGAGGGAUCUCCUAUGACACAAGCUGGUGUUAAACCUCCACAGUCAACAGAAGACUCUGAGUCUCCUCAGCCUUCUCCCAUUGGAGAAGAACAGGCUGCUCUGUCUAAUUCACAAAGUUCAACUGUCCAUGAAAUGUCAGAGCCACACUCAGAAAAGAAGGUUGCUUUAGUUGUUCUGGAUAUUCCUGCUUUCCAGACAGCGGACACCUGCCAAAAGACAUCCAUCUCUGAGAGAGCAGACAGUGCUGGAUCGAUAGGGGUUGACAUCACACUGGGACACGCAUCUAAAAAGUCAGAGCCAACUGUACUUCCUCAACCUUCUCAAAGUCAUAUAAAUGUGCCCCCGACCCUACUACCUCAGAAACAACAUACAGAUGUUCCUGAACCUCAGUCCCCAGACCAGACUUCAGCUCUACGGGCCGAGGCAAGUGUUACUGCACCUGUUCCUGUGAAGCCUGAACAAGUUCAGGCAAAUCCUGAAAGUGAAAAAUCUCCUACAAUUCCAUAUUCAACCCCAGCACUGUUAGAACCGGCUGUCGUGGAGAAGGCCAUGGUGGUUCCAGCCAGGAAAAAGUCAAAAUCUGCUGAAUCUCCUAUGAUGCGUUCAAAACCGGCACAGUCCAAGCAAGACUCUGAGACUCCUCUGUCCUCUGUUUCUGUGGUAGACCGAGCUUUGCCUGUACCUACUAAAAAAGUGCAAAGCCCCAGAGUUGACACAAAAACAGCAAAAGAACCAACGAAAACCACCAUUACAACAACUAAACUAAAGACAGAAAAAACAAAACAGGACCUUUCUAGUGUUGAAACAUCAAAGGACAAAGAUUCAACCCCAGUUGGGACAGCUAAGGUGGAAUUUUGUGACUCGCAUCUUGUGCCAAGGAACAGAAAGUCUCGAAAGAAUCCAGAGGACUCUACAGCUUCAGAGCCAGCCUCGAAUGUUGCUGCACCUGCUGAUGUUCCAACAAAACUGGCUGAAUCUGAGACCACUGCAGAUGAGCAGACUAAAUUUAUACCAACAAGGAGAAAGUCAAAGACAUCAGUGACAUCUAUGAAACUUGGUGGAGAACCAGAGCAGAAGAUUGCACAUGCAAAGCCUGCCAUGGAAACAAGAACCCUUGAGCAAGCUAAGCCUUCACCUGCAACAAGAAGGUCAAAAUUGACCAAGACUUCAGAGCCAAUCAAAACCGAAACUAUGGAUAAGGAAGUUAUCACUGUUCGUACCGAACAAGAUCUUCCAAGGCUCACAUCAUUCAAUCCAGAGUUGGUCAUCAGGCCAUCCAAAGCUACUGUUGGGGAAAAAACAUUAUUGAAACGAACUGAUAACAAGGACAAUCAAAAGGUUUCUACAACUUCAGAGCCAACAUCACUUGUAACUGGACCUGCUGAAGUAAAUAUCGAAUCAUUUCCAACAAAAGACGAAAGUGUCAGGUCUUCUUUCACUGCAGAGUCAAUCACAGGACUGGCAGAAACUGGUGCUGUUGUGGAGGAAAGCAUUGUGGUACCACCCAGGAGAAAGUUAAAGCCUGAUGGACCUCCUAUGACACAAGCUGAUGUUAAACCAGCUCAGUCAACAGGAGAUUCCGAGUCUCCUCAGCCUUCUCCCCAUAGUGAAGAACAGGCUGCUCUGUGUAGUUCACAAAGUUCAACAGUCCAUGAAAUUAUAGCGCCACACUCAGUUAAGAAGGUGGCUGUAGUUGUUCUGGAUAUUCCUGUUUUCCAGACAGUGGAAACAUGCCCACAGACAUCAAGUUCUGAGAAAGCAGACAGUGCUGGAUCGAUAGGGGUUGACAGCCCACUGGGACAGGCAUCUAAGGAAUCAGAGCCAUCUGUACUUCCUCAACGUCCUCAAAGUGAAAUAGUUGUGCCCCAGUCCUUAAUUCCUGAAAGACAACCGCAAGUUGUUCCAAAACCUGAGCCCAAAGACCAGACCAAAUCCCAUCAGGAACUUGCAAGUGUAACUGCACCUGUGGCUGUGAAGACACAACAAUUUCAGGCAAAACCUGGAAUUCCAAUAAGGAAAAAGUCAUCAGCUACAUCUGCUGAUGGUCAGACCAAAUCUGUCACUAGUACUGGGGAGAAGGCCAAGCUUGUAUCACCAACCAGGGGAACAUUGGAGACAUCAAUAAAACCUGCUGAUACCGAACCAGAAUCCAGCAAGGAUAGUGAUCGUCUUCUGUCCUCAACGAGUUCAAAUCCUGAUAUAAAAAGCUUUGUAAUGAUAACCGACAAUAAGACCGCUGAUGUCUUCACUGUGGAACCCAAAGAGGUAUCGGAUCUCAUGAAUCUGGAAAGUUGCGUUAACCGAGAGUCUGUCACAAUGGAAACCGUGACUGCUGUUGUGAAAGAAGCACAGCUUGUACCAACCAGAAGAAAGUCUCAGACUGCGCUUUCAUCUGUGCAACCUACUGAUGUACAACAGCAACAACAGAAAGAAAGUGCGGGUCCUUUGUCCCCACAAAGUCCCAGAUCUGAAAUUAAAAGGCCUUUUGUGGAGGAAUGUCCCAAACUUGCAAAAACCUCAGAACCAGAAACCAUUUGUAUCGUUGAUGUCAAGCCUGAACAAACUCAAAGAGAGCCCAUCGGUUUGGACUCUUCCACAAAACUCCAGAAGUCUGUCCCAAUACUGCCUAAAAAUGCCGGAGUUCUGGAAGCUAAGCCUGGACCGACCAGAAAAGAGAAGCUGACAUCUGAGCCGGAAAAAGAGGAGGAGCCUGAAAUUCCGAAAUCAUCCAAACCUUCCGAUCCAAGUCCAACUACUGUUGUAAAAGAAACAAAAGCUAUUCUAACUGGCAGCAAGGGUCAAGAUGAUUCCACUGGUGCUGUUGCAGAAGCACCUGGAAUUCCAAUAAGGAAAAAGUCAUCAGCUACAUCUGCUGAUGUUCAGACCAAAUCUGUCACUAGUACUGGGGAAAAGACCAAGCUUGUUACACAGACCAGGAGAACGUCAGACACAUCAAUGAAACCUGCUGAUGCGGCACCUGAAUCCAGCAAGGAUAGUGAAACAGCCAAAAACACUGACGUCUUCACUGUUGAACCCAAGGAGGUAUCGGAUCUCAUGAAUCUGGAAAGUUGUGUUAGCCGAGAGUCUGUCACAAUGGAGACAAUGACUGCUGUUGUGGAAGUAGCACAGUGCGUGCCAACCAGAAGAAUGUCUCAGCCUGCGCUUUCAUCUGUGCAACUUACUGGUUUACAAGAGCAACAACAGAAAGAUAGUGAGGGUCCUUUGUCCCCACAAAGUCCCAGAUCUGACAUUAAAAGACCUUUUGUGGAGGAAUGUCCCAAACUUGCCAAAACUUCAGAACCAGGAACCAUUUGCUUCGGUGAUGUCAAGCCUGAACAAACUCAAAAAGAGCCAAGCAGUUUGGAAUCUUCCAUACAACUCCAUAAAUCCCUCCCAAGAGAGCCUGAAACUGCUGGAGUUCUGGAAGCUAAACCUUUAAAAGAGACACAAUCUUUGCUUACUGAGAGCAAGGGUCCAGGUGAUUCCAAAGCUGCUGCUGAUCAUGUUAAACGCUCAGAAGCUAAGGUAGAAUCUAAAGAUGAAAUUAAUCUUGUCCCAGCUAGUAUCAAGUCAAAUCUGGAACUUUCCUCUAUUUUGCUGCCAAUUGAUGCUCAACAAGUACCAACAGAAACUAAAAUUGUCAUAAUGGGACACACCUUACAUGGAUCAACCAAAACCAAGAGCCCAGAACAAGUCACAACUUCUGAAACACUUUCUUCUUCUGGGAAAACCUUUGGACACCUUAAGCCUGGGGAAAUGAUGGACCUUGAAAGACCAGCAGAAAUCUCUAUGAAUCUUGAAGAGACAAACAAGGGCAAGGGGUCAACAGAGCAGUCAGUCUCUUAUUCUGAGGCUCAUGAUCGUCCUGGCACUCCAAAUGUCCAACAAAGUGUAGGUAGCACAAAGGACGGUGAAACUAUUGUAGAGGUGGAGAUCAGUCCAAUGUCUGAGCAGAGUCGUGUACAGAGUAGCAUAGAAAUACAAGUUGUUGAUCCAAUGGCUUCACCUUUUGACCAACAAGACCCGGGGAGUGUGGUGUCAUUGAUCAUUACAGAUUCAGUCACGGGUCCAUCCAUUACUGCUGUUGUGGAUAAAACAGAGAGUCUAGAAGUUUCUAAGACGUCUGAGUCAUCAAAAUAUGUUACUGGACCUCCUGAUGUGAAGACCUCCAAACCUGACCAGAUGAAGACCCAUCAGUCCCAGAGCACAGAAAAUAAGCCGGGAUCACGAGCAGUACCACUGGGGUCCACACCUGAUGGUGUGAGAGCUUCAGAUGAGGGUUUGAGAUCUGAGGAGAAAGCCCUGGUGGAGGUCCUUCCUACAGGGGAAACCCAGGGUACCCUUUCAGCUGGUCUGGUCUACACCAGUGGCCCGGUUCUGGAGGGACCCGAAGACCAGCCCAUGGAGGAUGUGCUCUCAGAGGUCCACCAGCUUCUCGGGACUGGACCUGAUUGUCUCAUCCUGAAGGGAGAGCUUGAGGAGGACCCGGCACCGGUUCUGGAUACGUCCAUCAGGGACCUGGAGGUUCGUCUCAACAGGCUGGAGACCAGAGUUCUGGCCUGCAGGAACCGACCGACAGACCUCAGCCCAGAUGCUAUGGCCCUGCAAUUGGAAGAGGCCCAGGAGUGCCUCAGAGCGUCCCAGACCCAGGUCUUGCUGCUGACCCGGCCCAGCCCGGAGCUGGAGGGGGGGGCUGCGCCAGGUCAGCAGGAGGAGCUGGAGCACCUUGAGGGUCAGUGGAGCGCUGCGGUCGGGGACUCCUCCACCCUGGUCCGGAGUAAGGAGGCUCGUCUUCGGCUGGUGAGCAUCUACACCGGGCAGACGGAGGUCGCAAGGGCCACCCUGGAGGGACUCGAGACAGAGCUGGAGGCUGGAGGCCGAGUUCCAGACGAGACCAGCUCCAAUGAGGAGGAGCGUCUGCACUCCUUCCUACGACAUAUGGAGGAGAACAGGACGGUUCUUGGAGAACUGGUCCUCACCCACUCUGAGCUCGUGCCCGAACUGAGCCCCUCUAACCAAGGAACCGUGCAGAGACAGCUGAGGGCACUACAAGACCGGUGGAGAAGCCUGGAGAACGCUGCAGAGAGGAGCCUUCAUGCCUUGAAGGCCAUCUCGUGCGACUAUAGCACCUUUCUCUAUGAGAUGUCCAGUAUUGAGGAACAACUGGAGGACGUCAGCAUGUGCCUCGAGGCUCCAGCCACCCCGGAGUGGGACCCCACGAGGGCCCAGGAGCUCAUGGUGGCCAGCGCUGUGCUGGCUGCCACCCAGCAGAGGUACCUCCUCCUCCUGCAGGCGUCAGAUGCGCUAGACCAGAGCUCCCGGCAGGGGGAGAACCAAUCAACGAAGACGGAGCAACGGCUCCAAAAGACCAAACUACAGUUGGAGCAGACAGCGGAGCGCCUGGCCUUCCAGACCCCCAGCAGCACUAACCCCACCUUGGAGAAGAUUGUGAGGGUGAUCCGAGAUGCCUUCAUUUGGGCGAAGCAGACGGAGGUUCACAUCAAGACGAAGAGGGGGAAGAUCGCUCUCCUCCCUGAGGACGUCCACCGGCAGAUCAGAGACCUGAAGAAGUUGCAGUCAGAGGUGAUGGUGAAGCAGGGCCAGUUGGAGGUUCUGCUGGAGGAGGUGACGGAGCUCUUUCCCCAGAUGGACCAGGAAAAGGAGGUGCCCAUGGUACGCUCUUCCCUGGAAGACCUCAAUCUACUCUCGAUGUCCACCACCGAGGAUCUGACAACAGCUGUGAGGGAGAUCGAGUCCGGCCUGCAAAACCGAGAGAAGAUGUCCGAGCAGAUUGCCGACGUGGAUGCCUGGGUGGUGUGGUACUUCCUCCAGAAGGCGUCCAGAAGAGGAGAGGAGGACGUUUCUGUGUCUGGUUUUGACCGCCAAUCUCGUCAGAUCUGGGAGACCCUGGCCGAUGCUGAGAAGCAAAGUGCGGUUUGUGAGGCUCUUCUCAUGAAGAGCAAAGACAUCUUCUCUGAGCUGAGCGUCACAGAGAACCGUUUCCUGCAUGCAAAGCUGACCGACCUCAAGGAGGACAUCACCAACAUCACCAGCUACGCAUUGACCAAGAAACAAGACCUGGAGUCGCGUGUACAGACUCAAGAAGCAUCCGAGCAGAAGGUGGCUGCCUUGGAGAAAAAUCUGAGGCAAAUGCUGGUUGACCUCAACAGACACCGCUUCCCUGUCACCAGAGAGUCCCUGCGCACCAUGGAAGCCUUAAAACACAUGAUAGUCGAGCACAAGAGCCAGGUGGACCAGCUCCAUGCCAGCAUCCCACUGGGUAAGAGGAGGGAACUCUUAUCCGUUAACUGGGAGCUUUACGGCAAGAUGUCCAAGCUGGACCAGAAGGCCAGGGAUCACGAGUGCUACCUCAACCUGAGGCAGAGCAUGGAGGACAUCCAGGACAACAUGGAGCAGGAGAUCUUCCAGACCAAGGAGGAGAGCCGAGGAGUGGGAGAGAGGUACAGGAUGUGCAACUCCCUCCUUGCCCGGUUCCCUCUGGUGAAGGCCAUGAGCGAAGACGCUGGCGGGAAGCUCCAGAGUAUCUCCUCAGACCUGUACCCCUCCCAGCUGACGGUGGAGCGCCAGAGACUGGAGCAGGUCGUGGAGAAAAUGGACGACUGGGAGGUGAAGGUGCGCAACAACCUCAUUAUUGUGCAGUGGAAUGUCCUCAAAGAACUGGACCUCCAGACAGAGUGGAGGUCCACGCGUGGCCUGUUGGACGCCACCCUGAGGCAGCUGCGGUCCUCGGUUGUGUCGGAGCCAAAGGAGGCGGAGAUGGUGAAGGAGCAGCGCAGGAUGUUGUCUAUGAACAAGAUCUUGGAGUACAAAGUGAAAGAGUAUGAGAUCUUGGAGCAGAGGAAAGGCAACGGCCAGGAAAGUAGAUCUCGGGAUCUUGUGACCUUGAAGAAUACGGUGCUGCAAGAAUGCGACUCCCGAAUGAAAAACAUCACAAGUGCGAAGGAGAGCCUGAGGAGCUACACCCAGGGAGUCCAAACUGCCGUCCACUUCCUGCUGGAGGCAGAGGCCUCCCUCCUGCCGGUCCACGACCCAGCGGGGGACUGCUCCUCCGGGCUACAGGAGCUCCAGCAAACCCUGGUAUCCCUAGAGCAGCGGUACCAGGACCACUUGGACCAGAUCCAGGCUCUGGUGCCCAGUCACCCCCACCUCAACUCCCAGAAGGUGGAGCAGCUCCACCGGGAGGUUCUGAGUGGUCUCUUGGUGAGGAUGACCACCUUCAGGGCCCAGGCUCUCAUCCGGACCCAGGAACUCACCAGGUGUGCUGAGCAGAGCAGGAGGCACCUGUGCAGAGUGGAGGAGAUCAGCGAAUGUGUGAACACCCAGGAGGAUACUCUCUCCCGCUGUCUCUCCUCCAAGGUCUCCUCCCUCUCCGACUGCAGCCAGCAGCAGAGUCAGCUCAAGUCUCUCUCAGAGGAGGUGGGCGCAACCCUGGGUCGCCUGGAGGCCCUGGAGGAUACCUGCUCUGAGCAGGGUUGCCGUGGAGACAGGGAGGCGGCGGUGGCUGCCCUCUGGUGGCAGCUGAGCACACUGCAGCAGGAUGCCCUGGACCUCAGCACCCAGGCUGGCCGGAAAGCCGCUGAGUGGAGCGAGAUCUCCAAGAGUCUGGAGCAAACCUCCUCCCUGUUGGAUGAGGUGGAGGCGGAGGCACCAGGAGGUGCUCCGGGGAGCGCCUCCAGCGAGGAGCUCCAGGACCAGGUGCAGCUGUGGGACCAGUACCAGGAGCGUCUGGACUGGGAGCACCGGGCCCUCUCGGCCCUGGAGCUCCGCAUCGCCCGGCUGCUGGGGGUCCCCGCCCACCUGGAGCAGGCCCCGCCCACCCCGUUGUGCCAGCAGGUGCAGGCCAUGCAGGGGCGGUACCACAGUCUGGAGGAGAGGAGCUGUGCGGGCCGGGAGCUUUUCUCCUCGGAGCUGGAGGAGCGAGAGAAGGUUCUGGAGGACCUGCAGGGCGCCCGCCUGUGGCUGGAGGCAGCGGACCUUACCCUGGAUGGGCCGCACCCGGACCUGCAGGAGAUUUCUAGACAGCUGCUUACCCAGAAGGCUUUGCUGAAGAGCAUCAUGGACAGCCUAAAGACAAAGUACUCUGACACACUUCCUCUGGAGCUGGAGACCCAACUACAGGAAGUGAACCAUUCCAUACAGGAAGUGGAAGUGAAGGUGGGUGGGGCGAUGGAGCUCACCGGCCCACUGCACCGGCUCGGCUCCAAGCUGGCGGAGAUCCGGGCCGGCCUGGGCUCAGUCGGGGAGCGGCUGGAGCAGACGAGCCCCAGCGUGGCGGAGGCCGAGCGCACCCAGAAGCGUGUGUGGGAUGAGCUAGACGUCUGGCACUCUUGCCUGGCCGCCCUGGAGGUGGAGCUGCAGUACCUGGAGGUGCCAGAGGAGGCGCUGGUGCUCCAGGAGAGGCUCAGCUCCGUCCAGGAGGUCCACUCGCAGCUGGCCAAGCAGGCUGAGCAGCGCACCGGCUUCCUGUCCAAGAUCCCAGCGUGGCUGCAGCAGCACCAGGAGAUGAUCCAGAGCUCCCGGGUCUGGCUGCUGGAGGCCCAGACCUGGCUGACCUCGCUCUGCUCCUACACCUCCGCCAAGUGCCUGUUCAGCCACGUGCACGCCCUCAAGAUGGUCCUGGAGGACUCGCAGCACAUCCGCUCCAGCCUGCAGGGCCUGGGCGGCGUGCUGGAGGGCAUGGCGGGGGUCUGUGACGUCACGGCGCUGCGGCAGCAGCUGGACCAGGCCGACGCCCACGUGGCCGCCGCCCAGGACAGCUUCACGGCGCCGCUCGCACAGCUGGAGCACACCGCCGCCGAGGUGGAGGCGAUAGAGACGGAGGUGAGGAGCAUGGAGAGGAACGUCUCUGAGAUCAGAGCGCUGCUGUCCUCUCCAGAGACCCUCCCCAGCCCCCGAGAGGACAGCCUCAAGGUGAUCGAGGAGAAGGUCCAGUGCAUGCGGACGACGGUGGUGGAGAUCCAGCGCUGCAGGCCCGACCUGGGGCUGCCCGAGCCGCUGGAGGCCACCCUGGCGGUGUUCGGCGUGGUGGACCAGCUGCAGACGCUGCUCAUGGAGCUGGAGAAGAGGAUUCCUGCUCUCUUCCUCCAGCAGCCCCCCACCCCGACCCCGUCCAAAGCCGCGGACCCCCGACCCGGCCCAGCGGCGCCCCAGAGGGACACUCCGGACCCCCUCCCCAGCUUCGUGGCCCCCCAGCCGGACACCCAGGACCCCCUACCGAGCACUGAGGCCCCCGAGCCGGACACCCAGGACCCGGGUGUGAUCCGCAUCGCCCACCUGGAGCAGGACGUGCUGACGUGGUCGGGGGCGACCCUGCAGAGCGUGCAGCAGGCGUCACCUGACCAGAGGCUGGUCAAGGGACACGCCCCCUCGCAGGUUGCCACGGAUACCGGGACGGCGGAGGGUGGGACGGCCCCAGCACCUGCAGGACAGCAGCUGGCCACCGCUGGCUCGACCGACUCCGCACCUGGAGAGAGAGAGGGUCCGGGGGCCCAGUCCGAGGGGCCCAGCGGGUCGGGCACCCCCCCACGGCCGCUGGGCACGGUGCGGACCCAGAGCCAGCCCCGGAGCAUGGAGCGCUUGGUGGGACACGGGGGGCCCGAGAGACUGGAGACACACACACCUGACACACACACAACACAGACGCCACACACACACGACACACAAACACCACAAUCACCUGAAGGACACACAACACACACACUUGAUGGACAAACAAUACACACACCUGACAGACACACCAGACGGACACCACACACAUCUGACGGACACACAGCACACACACCUGUCGGACACACACCACACACACCUGACAGACGCACAACACACACACCUGGCACAGGAACAAUUGAUCCACACAUACCUGACACACACUCUCAAGACAGGGGCACACGCACGGAGGAGGCGGCAACGGAACCCGCUCCGGUCCGACGUCCAGACCGGGUCGCCUCCCAAGACCCCCCCCAGAAGGACAAGGGCGGCCUGCAUGCUGCCCUGGGCCCUGUGGCAGGGUCCGGGCCAGGCCCCAGCAGCCCGGCGUGGAUCCAUGCGGUGGGAGAGAGGACCAGACAGCUGGAGGACUGGCUCCACGGAGCCCAGCGCAGCCUUGGACCCCUGCACAGCGUCGCCGCGGAAACCCACACAGGCACCUCAAUCGCCAUGGAGACUAACGUGAAGCAGCAGCUGCUCACCUGUCAGGAGAUGUUGCAGGAGAUAGAACAGAAGGUGACCAGCAUGUCGGAUUCUAGCUCGGGACCCCAGAACCUGAACCUGCAACAGGACCAGGGAGUCCAGGGGGGUCUGGUCUCUGCAGGUUCUGACCAGGAGUCAGCUGAGCUGCUGGCCUCAAAACUGGGGCUUCUCAAGACCAACCUAGUGUCCUUCCAGCACCUCCUGGAGGAACGCCAUGGGGAGGAGAGGAUGACCCCUGCUCUCCAAGACCCGGGAGGGCGUGGGCUGGCCAGGAUGCAGCGCAGUGCCAGCGUUCAGGAGAUGUUCUCCUCUCCGAAGAACAAGCUGCUGCGUCAGAGCAGCGUUCAGCAGCAGAAGGAGCUGGAACAGGAGCUGAGUGAGCAGAGGGGACUGACCCGAGCCAUCGCUAGGCAACACAGCAGAGGACGCCUCCACGGCCAGGACCCAGAAGAACCCAGCUUGCCGUCGUCACGGAGAACCUCCGUCCAGUCUGCCGUAGUCGGGAUGGAGGAGGAGGAGGAGGUGGGGAGGAGGAGCUGGGACCUCCUCCAGACUCAACUCCUGGCGCUGGAGGAGGAGGUGUUCCGACGCCCUGAGGAGGGGGCAGACUCCUCCCUCAGGGUGGUGGCAGGAGGCGGUGUGAGGGCCCCCCAGUUGCUAAAGGACCUCCAGGACCUCUCAGCCCGUCUUCAAGCCCUGGGCGCCUCCGCUGCUGUGAGACAGGGAGAUCCUGCAGGCGGCGCCAACCAGCAGCUGGUGGAGGGUGCGUGUGAUGCGCUGUACGGGGCGUCCCUGUCGCUGUCCAGCGUCAACACCCUGCUGAGUUCACCGCCGGUGAUGACACGUACAGAGGGGGCGGAGCUACAGCUGGGGCAGCUACAGAACCUGUCAGCUGAGCUGGGCUCUCUGAGCGGGGAGCUGACCUCUCUGGGGUCCGAGCUCACGGGGGUCCUGGGCUCAGCGUCCGGACAGCGGUGCCUAGACCUCCUGAUCAGGGUCCUGCCCGCGGUCCAGACCAGACUGAGAGACCGACGGAACCAUCUAGAACUCCUCCAGCAGAAGAGCUCACAGCUUCAGAGGAGACUGAAAGAGUUGCAGGCAGAACUUGAUUCUAACUGGUCUGCCGUGCACCAAUUAACCACCGAUCCUAUCGAGGGACAGGAGCUAACCCGACGCCUCCAGGAUCAAGCCUGUGAGGUUGACGUUCUCCUGGAGGAAGUGAAGUCAUCGUCGCUUCCUGUCUGCCUGUCCCAGCAGGCCACUGCGCUCCAGGGUGCGCUUGAUGUGGCCCAGGCAGGGGUGAGCUCCAGAAGGGAGGAGCUACAGGUGGGAGCCGAUCUCCAGCGGCACUACGAGAGACUGGUGCUGGGUCUGGAGGAGCUGGUGACACUGGGGUCCCAACGCCUCUCUAUGCUGCCAAGCGCGGAGCUCCACACCAGGGACAGGCUGGAGGGCCUGCUGAGCUCCCAUACGAAGUUCUUCCAAUCCCUGGACAGACACGUGGGAAGCCUGCAGUACCUGUCUGGGCGGGUCCAGGACGGCGCCCCCGGCAGGCGGGCUGAGGAAGUGCAGGUGCUGCAGGAUAAAGUCUCUCAGCUGAGGCUACAAGCCCUGGAGCACGGCUGCAAGAUGGAGGACACCUUACAGACUUGGGCCCUGUGGGAGCAGGACAGCUCCUGGCUGGACGGCCUCUUAUCAGACACAGAGACUUCAGCUCCCAAGAUGCACCUGGCUCAGGACUCUGAGGAAGAGCUGUCUAACAGAGUACAUUUGUACCAGAAACUGAGUGGCGCGCUGGAGGACAGCAGGCCGAGGCUGGGGCAGCUGUCGGAGGCGGGGCUUUGGCUGCAGGGGGCGGGCUGUAGGGAGGUGGGCGUGGCCACCAAGAAGCAAGAGGCUCGCUGGAACCGCCUUCAUAAGAGGCUGGACCGCGACAGGAAGCUCACCGAACGCAACAGGAAGCUACUCAACAGGUUCACCCUCCAAUCGGCUUCGCUGAUUGAAUGGAUGGGCGGGGCCAGGGAGCUGAUUGACAGGUGGAGACACUCCGUUGACCCUACCAAUCAGGAUCAGCCAAGUCUUCGGCAGAGCUGGGAUGACAUCAUGCUUCAGUUCAUGGAGUUCUCCAAGGAGCUGGCGGCCCGGUCUGAGCUGAGGGCGUCAGUGGUGAGUGCCGGGACCCUGUUGUCAACCGCCCACCAGGGAGAGAGCGAGUGGGCGAGAGACACAGAGGGAGACCAGGAGGGGGAUGAGCUGCCCCCUGCAGCCCAGCCUGCUGGUGCCGAUCCUGGGUACGUCUCCAGCCGGCUGAGGCAGGUAGAUCUGGUCUGGAACCACCUGCAGACAGAGGUUCAGGAGAUCCAACACAAACUACAUCAGCGGUGGUUGGAGUGUCGCGGCCACCAGGGGGCGAUGGGGGAGCUAAAGCUGUGGAUCAGCAGGACUGAAGCCCAGCUGGAGAACCAGGGAGAUGACCUCAACCAGUGCCUGCGUUUCUACAAGGAGCGCCAGAGAGAGAUGUGUUUCCACCAGGCUACUCUUGACUUCACCCACCAGCCGGUGGUCCAGGGCUGCAGUACUCUGGACGGCCAGGGGGGGCGCUGUGGGGACGGAGAGCUGGCAGAGCAGCAGGGACUUCUCCACCACCGCUGGCUCAGUCUGCAGUGGAACCUCCACCAGCAGGUCCAGGACGUGACUGAGGGGUUGAGAUCCAAAUCCCAGCGACAGGAGAGACUGAACCAGAUCACCUCCUGGAUCAACGACCAGAAGAGCUGGCUAGACUCCGCCCUCUCUCCCAACAGCCAAUCAGAAGUGGAGAAAAGCCUUCGCACUUGUGAGGAGCUGGAGGAGAAGGUCCAGCAGAGGACCUCAGACCUCCAGGCCCUGAGCACCGGAGCCCAGGGCCUGUGGUACUCCUCCGCGGUGGGGCGGGCCGUGGAGUGCUGCUCCGCCCUCUCCCAGCAGAGGGGGUUGGUUGUCCGGAGUCUGACCAAGGUCCAGCUCCUGUGGGCCCACCUGGAGUCCACCCUCAGACUGGUUACCGCGGAGACCACCAGGACGGCCCAGACGCUGCGUUACCACGGAGACGUGCAGCCGUGCCUCGGAGCACAGCGUGACGUCCAGCAGGCCCUUCAGCGUGUGAGAGGUGAGGCAGAGGCAGCAUCCCAACGGUGGGACGUCCUGGAUGGAGACGUCUCCGCCCUGCAGGGACAGCUCCGUCCUGCUGCUGGAGACCUGCUCCGCCAGCGAAGAGACGCCCAGAGAGACAGGUGGGCUCAGGUGUGUCGCAACGUUGACCGGCGCCUCUGUAGAGGCGGGGCCUUGCUAGAGAAGUGGGAGGAGUAUACUGGCCUGGCCACGCCCCUUCUUCUGAGGCUCCAAACCCUGCAGGGGGAGACGGCCGCCCUGAUGACCCCCACAGACCCCACCCGGGACCCCAACCAGGACCAGACCCAGGACCAGACCCAGGACCCCCCCACGGACCCAACCCAGGGCCGGGUCAGGGCUCUGAUCCAGAGGGCGGAGUCCCUCCAGCAGCGUGUGGCCGUGUUGCAGACAGACCUGGAGGAGGGGCUUAGGGCCUCCAAGAACCUGAUUGGUGACCUGGAUCCCAUGACCACUGACCUCGUCCAAUCAGAGUGCCGGCUGCUGGCCCGCGGUGUGCUGCAGCUCAGCCAAUCGUUGGUCAGGAAGCUGACUCGGAUGCAGGAGGACCUGGAUCAGCUCCAGGACUUUGACAGGAUGUUGGGGUCUCUCGAGGGACAUCUGGACCAAUGGCAGAAGGUUCUGGGAGGAGCCCAGACCCAAGACACGCCCCCCUCGCAGUGUGAUCUGCUGGAGCCCAGCGGGUGGUCAGCUGACCUGGACGUCCUGAAUGAGCAGAGCCACUUCCUGCCACUGGGGGGCGCUGCCACGCACCGCCUGCAGAGACUAAACCACGCCUGGGCUGAGACUAGCGCCAGGGCCCUGGAGACCUGCAGCGUGCUGCAGGCGGCGGCCCUCCAGCAGCAGUGCUUCGGGGGGCAGUGUGAGCUGUGGGCCUCCUUCCUCCAGAGGAUGGAGGACAGCCUGGCGGUGGAGCUGCCCGGCUCCUACACCGGGCUGAGGGAGCAGCUCAGGACCCACCAGAGGUUCCAGGUGGAGGUCUCCAUCGGGCACCAGACCCUCCACUCGGUGGUGUCUGAAGCUCUUCUGCUGCUGCAGAGAGGAGAGGUGGAUGACAGGAGUGACUUCCUGCUGCAGCUGUCCCAGCUGCGGGCGCAGUGGGCGGGGGCGGUGGGCCGGGCGUCUCAGCGCUGCUCCCUGGUGGAGGGGCUGGUGAAGCACCGCCACGCCUACACCCGCGGCCUACGCAAGAUCCAGCACUUCCUGUCUGAGAGCCAGGCCCUCCUGCCCCCAGCGGGGCCCCCCAGGGGCAGCCUGCUGCUACUGCACCGGUCCUGGAGGGCCCUGCAGCGAGUGGCUCUGCUGUCCCAGCGCUACCAGAGCAGCUACCUCCAGACGCUGGAGGUGGGCCGCCAGCUCUUCUCCAUGGGGGACGAGGACACCCAGGCCGGGCUGCAGGCCGAGCUGGGGCCCCUGCAGGAGGGCUGGGACCGGCUCCACCAGCAGCUGGCCAAGAGGACCGCCCUCACCCGGUCCAUCAUCCAGAACUGGGAGCUGUGCGAGACCCGUCUAGCCGACAGCACGCUGGCCCUGAAGGACGUGAAGACCAGACUGAACCGGUCGAUGUCAGAGUGGCCCAGCGAGCGGCCGGGCGAAGAGCAGUUCUACGAGGAGUCUCAGAGCAUGCUGGGAGACUGGGCCGAGAGCCUGUCUGAGCUGAGCAUGAUGAAGACGGACCUCUCUCAGUACAUCAUGGCCGACAACGUUCUGCUGCUACAGGAGCAGGUCGCCCAGCUCAACAGCCAAUGGGAGGACCUCUGUCUACAGGUGUCGCAGCGGAGGCAGGAGAUCGCCGACCGCCUCAAUGCGUGGGUGAUCUUCAACGAGAAGAACAAGGAGCUCUGUGAUUGGCUGAGCCAGAUGGAGAACCGGGUGCUGGACGACUCUGACAUCAGCAUCGAGGACAUGGUGGAGAAACUCAAGAAGGACUGCAUGGAGGAGAUCAACCUGUUUGGCGAGAACAAGGGCCACCUCAAGCAGCUGGGGGAGCAGCUCAUCUCGGCCAGCAGCCAGAGCCGGGAGACGGAGGUCCACCACAAGAUCCAGGACGUCACGGACCGCUGGCAGCACCUGUUCGACCACAUCGAGACCAGGGUCAGGAAGCUGAAGGAGACCCUAGGAACCAUCCAGCGGCUGGACAGGAACAUGAGCGGCCUGCGGACCUGGCUGGCCCGCGUGGAGGCGGAGCUUACCCGGCCCGUCGUCUACGACCACUGCCACGGCGACGAGAUCCAGAAGAAACUGUCAGAGCAGCAGGAGCUGCAGCGGGACAUCGAGCAGCACUCGGCGGGCGUGUCGUCGGUGCUGGCGCUGUGCGAGGUGCUGCUGCGCGACGGGGACGCGGGCGUGGCCGCGGGCGUGGCCGGGGGCGGGGCUGGGGGCGGGGGCGGGGCCCACCUGGAGAACGACUCCAUCCAGCAGACCAGCUGCAGCCUGGACCGCCGCUGGAGGAACAUCUGCGCCAUGAGCCUGGAGCGCCGCAUGAGGAUCGAGGAGACCUGGCGGCUCUGGUCCAAGUUCCUGGACGACCACGCCCGCUUCGAGGACUGGCUGCGGUCGGCGGAGGUCACGGCGGCCAACCCCCAGGCCGCCGACGUGCUCUACACCACCGCCAAGGAGGAGCUGAAGAAGUUUGAGGCCUUCCAGAGGCAGGUCCACGAGAGGCUGACCCAGCUGGAGCUGGUCAACAAGCAGUACCGCCGGCUGGCCCGGGAGAACCGCACGGACGCCUCCGGCCGUCUGAAGGCGCUGGUCACGGAGGGGAACCGGCGCUGGGACGUCCUGCAGCGGAGGGUGGCGGCCGUGCUGCGCCGGCUCAAGUACUUCACGUCCCAGCGGGAGGACUUCGAGGGCACCCGGGAGGGGCUCCUGGUGUGGCUGACGGAGAUGGACCUCCAGCUCACCAACGUGGAGCACUUCUCCCAGAGCGACGUGGAGGACAAGAUGAGGCAGCUCCACGUGUUCCAGAAGGAGAUCACCCUGAACACGGACCGCAUCGACGGCCUCAUCGUGUUCGGCGAGCAGCUGAUCCAGAAGAGCGCGCCUCUGGACGCGGUGCUGCUGGAGGACGAGCUGCAGGAGCUGCACGCCUACUGCCAGGAGGUGUUCGGCCGCGUGGCGCGCUUCCACCAGCGGCUCCUCAACCGGAGACCGUCCCCCCAGGUCCUGGAGGAGGAGCGGGACCUGGACGACCUGGAGGACCUGGAAGACCUGGAGGACUCCGUCGACCUGGGGUCGAGGUCCCCCUGGGGGGCCGGGGAGAGGGCAGGGCCCGGGGCCCCGGUGCUCCUCCUCGGUGGGGGCCAGGCCACGUGCCACCUCCUGGUGCCUCCCCUGGAGCGGUCGGGCCGCGGGACCCCCGCCAGCCUGGACUCCAUCCCCCUGGAGUGGGACCACACGGUGGACGUGGGGGGGUCUUCGUCCCACGAGGACGAGGAGGAGGCCACCUACUUCAGCGCCCUGUCGGAUGGAAGGGUCACCAAGAGGUCAGAGUCCGUUCUCAUGGCGAAGGCCCGGGCCAUGGUGGCUGCCUCUGUGAAGUCUGGUUCUGAAGCUCCCAGCUGGCACCAGCCCUCCAGCCCAGACAUGAAGCCCAGAGAGGGCCUCCGAGGUCGGACUGCCUCCCCCCCACACACCCCUGCCUCCCCCUCACCACAGCAAGGCUACGCCAAGCUGAUGUCGGAGUGCAGCGGCAACAUCGACAGCGUGAAGCGGGUCAAACUGGUGCUGAACGACGAGGAGGAGCUGGAGGAGGCCGGACUCACCUGCAGCACGGCUGAAAAACACACCUGCACAGGUGUGAUCGAACGCUGGGAGCUGUUCCAGGCUCAGACCAUCUGCAAUGAGCUGGACGUCCACCAGGACCUGGAGCGGUGGAAGAAGCUCAACUCUGACCUCAGUGAUCUCACUUCUUGGCUGGGCAGAAUGGGGCCAGAGCUGGAGGAGCUCCAGAGGCUCGCUCCAGCCACCAGCCUCCAGGAUAUAGAACGCAACAUCUGGAAGCUCAAGGACAUGCAGAGGACGUUAAACCGCCACAAGGGCGCGGUGUACUCCAUCAACCUGGGCAGCCGCCACUUCCAGCGGGGGGACAGCCCUGAGGUCCGCAGGCUCCAGGAGGACCUCCAGGAGGCCAACCAGCGCUGGGCCGGGGCCUGCGCCGGCCUCCAGGCCUGGGAGACCGGCCUGCAGGGGGCGCUCAUGGAGUGCCAGGAGUUCCACGAGACGCUCCACUCCCUGCUGUUGGGGCUGGCCCGGGUGGAGGGCCGCCUCCAGGCCUGCAGCGCCCUGGACGCCCGCGCCCCCCGCCCCGCCCUGCUGGCCCAGAGGCAGCUGCUCACGGUGGUGCAGGAGGAGCUGCGGGGCCAGCAGCAGCAGGUCUCCUCCCUCCAGGAGAUCUCCUCCCAGCUGCUCCUGGAGGUGACGGAGGAGGACGGCCUGGAGGCCAAGGAGAAGGUCCACGUCAUCGCCAACAAGCUCCGCCUCCUGCUGAGGAGGGUGGGCGGGGAGCUGGGCGCCCUGCGGGGGAGGCUGGUGGGUCACGUGAUCACUGCCCGCCAUGAAACCAGUCAAACCAGCUUAGAGACGGACGGCCCGGAUCUUGGCCCACCAGCCCCACCUCCGGAGCUCCAACAGGAGGACGUCGGCAUGGCAACGGGAGCCCCCCCACCUGCCCCCGUAAGACCCCAGGCCGGGCGGCGAGACGCCUCCCCGCCGCGCUCCUUCUUCCAUAGGGUUCUCCGGGCGGCCCUCCCCCUCCACCUCCUCCUCCUGCUGCUGAUGGUGCUGGUGUGUCUGGUGCCCCUGGCCGAGGAGCCCUACAGCUGCACCCUGGCCAACAACUUCGCCCGCUCCUUCUACCCCAUGCUGCGCUACACCAACGGACCCCCGCCCACGUGAUCCUCCGCCCGCCAGGCCGCUUGGGACGUCAGGGGGUGGUGGAGGAGACCCCGACUUUGGGUGGAGGUUCCGGGUGGUGUUCCUGUUUGAAGCACCCGGUUCCCGUAUGCUCAGAUCAUUUUAAAUGGACUCCUUGGAGGGGGGUCCCGAGGUGAGUUGGACCAGGGUUGGGACCCCCCUCACCUUUAAGGACUUUGAGACAAGAGCCCGCUUGUGCAUCUGCUCGACGUGUGUUUUUGCUUUCUUUCAAUAUGUAUUUAUUUAACGUUUCGCUCAGUGGAGCUUUUCUUUGGCCUAAAUCGUGUGGUUUGGUUUUAAACGUAAUCUUUGUGUCGACACCUCGGCCAGGUCCAAGACCUUCCCGUUCCCCCUCGCGCUUCCAGUGCCCAGAACAUUGAAGAGCUUUAUUUUCAUGCCUAUUUUCCUUGGGCUAGCCUCGUCUCCUUGUGUGGUUCGGACAGACGAAGCCCAGCUGGGAAGCCCAGGGCUGGGUUGCUACACGCCACACGGAUCCCAAUCACGGCCGCUGCCGUUCCGACGUAUUGUAACAUGUCAGGGUUUGGACCGAAGGCUAACUCAACGGAUCAGCCAGUUCUUGUCAGCAGAACUGUUGUCAUUCAGACAACACUUUCCUGACUCUUUACCCCUGCUCAUCACUGUUUAUAUGUUGAGGGGAUUAAGAAAGUACACAGAUUAGUCAUAUCUCAAAGUUUGUUAUUAACCACCCCUGUCAGGCCCUCAAUACAAGCCGUGAAUCACAAGGCGUUUGUUUUAUGCUCCUUGAUGCGCCAGGAGGGUGGGCCUCCUCUCUUAGGUACAGUAAAACCAUCACUCCUUUUGCCAAGCUCGGGGAAAUGACGUAAUCGAAAAAUGCCAAAAUAACGCCAAAUCAUAUGUCAUUGUCAGAAUACAAAAUUGCCGUUAGAAUUCCACCCACCUGGCACACCGGCUGUGUUAAAACAAACGCUGCCUUGAGUGUUUGUGUGUGUGUGUGUUGUUGCCAGUCAGCGUAUGUAUCGUGUGGAACUGAAAUGCUGCCCCCAGUGUCGCUCCACUGCCGUGUGGUUCCCCCUCCGGAUGUUUGGCUCCUAUUCUACCAACACUUAUCUGGUAGAACGUCCAGAUGUUUGGCUCCUAGUAUACCGACACUUAUCUGGUAGAACGUCCAGAUGUUUGGCUUCUAGACUAACCAACACUAAUCUGGUAGAACGUCCAGAUGUUCUGCUCCUCUAGAGGUAACCUGGGUUAGUCCGAGCUCCAGAUGCAGAAUGAAUGUGAUCCUUUCAGGGGUCUAUGAAGGAGCAAGAUGAGGAGCAGCAGAUCCACAUUAAGGCCUUUGGGAUGAACUUCUCCUGCAGUACGGUGAGAGGAAGGGAUCCGACUCCUUCACAUAGAGCCGUUUGAAUAUUUUUGUAACACGACGAUAAGUUCAACCAAUCACUGCCUGAGGAACACAGACACGCACGGCAGAGACACAAGCACGGUGUACAGUUUAUUAUGGGAUGUAUUGAUUGUCAUUCUGAAAAAAGGCAUUAAACAUGCUUUGGUCAUGGUGUGUUUCCAAACUGUGUGUGUAAGUGUGUGUGUUUGGUAAAAAAGGACUUUACACGUGUGUAGAGUGUGCAUGUGGUCACAUUUGAGAGAAACAAACAUAACGAAUACUUGGCGGGUCGGUGAAACACGAGUCUCCCGCUCUACAUCAUACAACAUAAGACAUGCAUGUCAUAUAUAUGUUGCACAACAGGUACAUUACAUACAUUGAACACAUGGUAUCCAUAACAUAUAUGACUUGGUGUAUAACCACACACCUCUCCUUCAUGUGGCAUGGGUCUCUUUAAUGACACGGACAUCAGGGCGUUUCCAACUUCCCUGUAACUCAAACCUUUCAGUCGGUCGUUGUGGUUCAUGCUGUCGGAUGGCGGAGCCAUAAGGUUCUUCAUCCUUUUGAAAAGCUCAACAUCUUUAGUCCACAGGCCCUGAUUAUUGGUUGACAAAUUUGAACUCAAACUUCUUUGUAUCAGAGGGUUUUAAAGGUGUACGUUUGCGUUUUCAAGAUUCAAACAUAAUGUCCUUCACGUGCCACGCACGUGAGCACGCUGAACAGCGUCAGCAUGGAUUAGAGUUUCAAAUGGCCAGGAGGGAGUCUCCGUUAACAGUCAUAGCAAGGACACUUUACGUCUCACGUAUC